This is a messenger RNA of Cucurbitaria berberidis CBS 394.84, 1242 nucleotides long. Its product is annotated as FAD/NAD(P)-binding domain-containing protein. Gene Ontology annotation, molecular function: FAD binding. Gene Ontology annotation, biological process: secondary metabolite biosynthetic process. Lineage: Eukaryota; Fungi; Ascomycota; Dothideomycetes; Pleosporales; Cucurbitariaceae. The annotation marks the transcript as partial. The transcript has 4 exons. The record is from RefSeq and is a predicted model, not a curated record.
AUGGCGAUCGAUGUCUCGACACCACACCUGAGUAUUGCCAUCGUCGGUGGUGGACCUGGAGGCUUGGGGGCUGCUAUCGCGCUGUCAAAACUACCACAUGUCGAUGUCACAGUCUAUGAGAAAGCAAGCGAGCUGCGUGAGGUUGGUGCAGGUAUAAGUAUCGGUACGAACUCUUGGAGGGUCUUGGACCUGCUGGGUGUCGCUGACACGCUAACCAGCGAAUUAAUAUACUAUCUGAGAAAACUCGAAACUAAAUCUAGUAUUAGGAAUGGGCGUUCGGGAACAGAGCUUCAUCGUCGCGAGAAGCCACGAGACGAUAGCAGGAGACCUCCUACCCGAACGCAGCGAACAAAACUGCAAUCAGCUUUGCUCGCUCACAUCAACCCAGGUGUCAUUCAGCUUUCGAAACAACUGACUCGCAUAAUGGACCUAGGCAAAGAGGGCGUUGAGUUGCACUUUAAAGACGGUAGCUCAGCCGUUGCGGAUCUUGUGGUUGGUGCUGACGGUAUUCGUUCAGUUGUCAGAGAUGCAGCAUGGCUGGAGUACAAGAUCAAGUUCACCGGCACUACGAUUUGGCGCACCCUGGUCCCAUGGAACGACGUAAAGGAGCUGGAUUCACGUUUCGACACUACCGCCUGGUGGCAUACACCCACGACACAUGUGUACUUCUCACCAGUUGGCGAAGGUCUAUGGGAAAUUGCAGCCAGAGCGUGGCAUGAUCCGGCGACCCAUAGCGCCAGCAAGGUUAGCUGGGGCGUACCUGUCGAUAACGCACAUGUCGAAUCGCACUUUACGGAGUAUCUGCCGCAGAUUCGCGAAGCGUUGUCGCGCGUUCCUCCAGGCGGAUGGCGUGAGUUCGCUGCAUUUGCUGGGCCAGAGCUCGGUACCUUGACAGCAUGGGACAACAAGAUUGUGCUGAUUGGCGACUCAUCGCACGCUCUCUCUGGUGCAUUCGGGUCAGGCGCAGGGUUCGCGAUGGAGGACGGAUGGGUUCUUGCGCAAGCACUCGGGUACUUCCAGAACGAUUUGGGCAAAGCGUUACCACUAUUUAACACAAUCAGGCUGCCAUACUACAGCCGUAUGUACGAGCAUCUCGCGUCGGAAGCGGGCCGUCGUACGAAGAGAUUGCAGGAACUUGGUGAUCCCUCAUUUGAUGAGCGCGUUGCGAACAAGCUCAUUGUAGACGGUGGUACUGAUAUGUCGUGGAUCUACGAGAAUGACAUCGCAGCUACGUGGGAACAA